AUGAAAAUUAUGGACAAUGCUAUUGCGGGUGCAUAUGCAAAUCCUUCGUGUUAUGAAAUCUUUUAUACGGUUCAGACGACGCUUGCAUACAAUAUUGGGAUACUCGCCCAUGGGCUUGCCAACAAUGGAAUGACGGACGCAGAGCGGGCUGCAUUGUCCCCUAGCGAUCCAGAAUACAAUUUCAGGGUGGUCGGCUCUAAGAUUCAGGUUGCUGGUUGGACCAUUUACUCCGCCCUCAUUUGGUCAUUGAAGCUAUCCAUGCUUUACUUUUACACUCGCCUCACUAAUGGACUCGGACGGCCGUAUCGCAUUCGGAUAUACAUCGGAUUCGGCCUGGUAAUCGGCACCUUUGUCGCAACCAUAAUAGCAGUCUUCGCUGGUUGCCAACCUUUCAGUAAAUACUGGCAGAUAAGUCCUGACCCAGGCAAUUCUUGUCAAGCAGCCAUCUCGAAACCCAUCGUCUGGGCCUCAUUCGCCUCCAACGUCUCCACCGACAUAUACCUUAUCGCCAUUCCCCUUCCGAUGCUUUGGGGAUCUAGUCUAAAAACCAUAAAGAAAAUCGCUUCAAGCAUUGUUCUUGGCUCUGGUAUCUUUGUUCUUGUUUGCGCUACGUUGAAAAGCGUCUUUGUUCUAGUGGAUCCCGUCAAUGGAGCUCAGCUAGCUGGUACAUGGGGCACACGCGAAGCUUUUGUUGCCGUGAUGACUACCAACCUACCAAUUCUCUUCCCGCUCUUCAGAGUCUGGCUUACCCCAGUUUUUGGGAGUAUACUACGUUCAUCGGACAAGGCGUCUUACCAGUAUCCCUCUCACUUUCAGACGAUCGGUGGUGGAGGAGGUCGAAGUGGCAAAAGCCAGAAUCCAAGUCGACGUGGCCCCCCGACCGCGAAUCCGAUAUCAGGAAACAUGUCUUUCAACGGCAGUGAGGAGCGUAUUGUCAGGGCAGAGGCGCAUGGUAUGACAAACCUGGAUCCAGAGGGUCAUAGGAAUAAUCAAAAGGGUAUUGUGGUAUCCAAUGUCGUGGAGAUCGUUCACGAGGAUAAGAAGGGUGGUGGAAGUAGAGAUGGGCGCAACUCAGAAAGUUCAUGGUAG
Messenger RNA from Fusarium coffeatum, 1089 nucleotides. RefSeq lists its product as uncharacterized. The transcript is spliced from 7 exons. The coding region runs from base 1 to 1089 and encodes 362 amino acids. The record is from RefSeq and is a predicted model, not a curated record. NCBI's taxonomy places the organism in Eukaryota, Fungi, Ascomycota, Sordariomycetes, Hypocreales, Nectriaceae.